AUGAUGGACUCUGUCACAGCUCCUUUCCCAGAAUGCAUUGAUCUUCUCGUAAAGAACAUCAAACUGGACCCAGGUUUCCAGGAGUACUUUGAGUGGGCUUUGAAGAAUGAAAUUCCAACCGUUGUGGUUUCCUCUGGUAUGGAGCCUAUUAUCCGUGCUAUCCUCAAGAACCUCAUUGGCAAGGAUCACGACAAGCUUGAUAUUAUCAGCAACGAUGUCGAGGCUCGCCCUGGCAAGACCAUCGAUCAGGAGGGCGGCUGGCAAAUCAAGUACCACGACGAGAGUGACUUUGGUCAUGACAAGUCUUUGUGCUUGAGGCCAUAUGCAAACCUUCCAGAAGGGAAGCGGCCAACAAUGUUCUAUGCCGGCGACGGUGUAUCAGACUUGUCUGCCGCCAGGGAGACCGACCUUCUGUUCGCGAAGUCGGGUCACGACCUCAUCAGCUACUGUGCCCGCGAGAAUGUGCCAUUCACCGUCUUCGAGACUUGGUCUGACAUUCUUCGCGAGGUCAAGAAGAUUGUCGCUGGCGAGACGACCGUCAAGCAGGCCGCUGCUGAGGGUUUUGAACAGUACAAGAAAGGCAACGCAGGGGUCAAGGCUUAG
Ramularia collo-cygni is the source of this 603-nucleotide messenger RNA. RefSeq names its product related to Phosphoserine phosphatase. NCBI's taxonomy places the organism in Eukaryota, Fungi, Ascomycota, Dothideomycetes, Mycosphaerellales, Mycosphaerellaceae. The transcript has 3 exons. The coding region runs from base 1 to 603 and encodes 200 amino acids. Gene Ontology annotation, molecular function: phosphatase activity. The record is from RefSeq and is a predicted model, not a curated record.